GCGCGGCGUGUGGCGCAUCCAAGGCGCUGUCACUCAUUGAUAAGAUCAAUACGAGCUGGUGCGAUCCGAAAAUCCAGCAGUUCAACGCCUAUUGUCGCGCUUCGUAUAGGUGCACUACCUGCCAGCAGAGCAGCACUCAGCAGCACUCAGCAAGGCAGCAGCAAUGCGCGGGAGCCGCGGCGCCAUCGCACGGCUCCUCGUCGCCAUGACAAUCACGCGCGCGCACCGCCUCGUCCGCCGCCGCACGGCGAUCGCCGCGCUCGCACCCAUACCAGCAAACGCGAUGUGGCAGCUCUGGCUGCCGAGCGACAUGGAGCGCUUCGUGGCCGAGGCCGACGCGAAUGCUGACAGUGUCCUCGCGGCCAUGGAUAAAUGCGCCGAGACGUCGUGGAUGAUGAACAUGGGCAGCGCCAAAGGCGUUUUAAUAGAAAAAGUUAUACAGCAGAGAAGGCCCAAACGCCUGCUGGAGAUCGGCACCUUCCUGGGCUACAUGUCCAUCCGCUUGGCAAGGAGCAUGCCCGUCGACGCAAUCCUGACGACGGUCGAAAUUGAUGAAGAUAACUAUGCGGCCUCGAGACGGAUCCGGGCGAAAGCUCUGGGGAAGCGAGAUGACAGUGUCGUGGCGCUCAAGGCGAACGCGAGCGAAGCUCUCAAAUCGUUGAAGGGGCCCUUCGACUUCGUGCUCAUGGACCACUGGAAGCCGGACUACGCGAGGGACCUCGAGGCGUUACGAAGAAAAGGUUUAUUGGCAGAUAAAUGCAUGGUCGUGGCGGACAACGUCUUGUUUCCGGGCGCGCCGGAGUUGCUGGAUUAUUUAAAUGUACCCUACGUGCCGGCGACCGACGCGGUGAGCGGCCAAGCUUGUUUACAGGCUGCUGCGGAUAUUGACCAGAAGUUCCUGAAGCGCGCCGAGAACGACUUGAAGGCGAUCCGGCGGCGGGGCGGCGACGAUGUCGAGGCGGACCUCGCGGACGCGUCGGCGCGCCUCGAGGCGUAUAAGCGGGCGGCGGCGAGCAGACCGGCGCGCGACGCGGUGUACUCCGGGAAUGGCUUCGCCACGACGUUAGCAAGGACGCCCUUCGAAUAUAGACCGGACACGCCCGACGCGAUGACGUUCUCGGAGUACUCUCGAUAA
Molecule: messenger RNA, 1135 nt
Organism: Pelagomonas calceolata
Lineage: Eukaryota; Pelagophyceae; Pelagomonadales; Pelagomonadaceae
Source: the annotation of a GenBank genome assembly